AUGAAGUGAUCCACACACUGCGGCCAGAUCUGCGAUAAUGAGGAAGCCGGAUGCUCCUCCCAGUGGCAGCACCGGCGGUGGAGGUAACAAGCUGAGGAAGGGGCUGUGGUCGCCCGAGGAGGACGAGAAGCUCAUGAACUACAUGCUUAGGAACGGGCAAGGGUGUUGGAGCGACGUCGCCCGGAAUGCCGACUUGCAGAGGUGCGGCAAGAGCUGCCGGCUUCGGUGGAUCAAUUACCUGCGCCCUGAUCUCAAGCGCGGCGCUUUCUCCCUCCAGGAAGAGGAGCUCAUCGUCCACCUUCAUUCCAUCCUUGGCAAUAGGUGGUCUCAGAUCGCUGCGCGUUUGCCUGGUCGAACUGACAACGAAAUAAAGAACUUCUGGAACUCCACCAUCAAGAAGAGGCUAAAGAACUCCAACAACAGCGGAGAUGCGGAGACCAGAGGAGGAGCCGCGAGCCUUGCACACGUAAAGGAGCAUCAACUGCAGGGCAUGUACGUGGACUCCUCCUCCUCCUCGUCGUCUUCUUCGAUGCCUGGUGGUUUGUUCAUGGCCAACCAGUAUGACCUGCUGCCCCUCCCCGAGGUCGGCUGCGGCAUGAUCAGAGUCGAAGACAGCUCCUACUUCCACGAACCACCAACCGUAGCCCAAGCCGGCAUGGAGAAUGGGUUCUAUGGGGAUGGCCAGGGAGUGAUGAUGGUGGAAGGAGGCCUCACGGGAGGAGGAUGCGAGCUCUUUGUGCCCCCUCUCGAGAGCAGUCAAGAAGAGACCCUCAUGAACGAUGGAGGUGCAGGGAGCAUGGUGAGCAGUGCCGACAUCAGCAACAGUGGUGAUGUGAACAAGAUCCAAAGCGGAAUGCUUUGGGAGGACGAGGACAUUAGAGUGGGGGAGUGGGAGUUGGGAGACUUGAUGAAAGAUGUCUCCUUUCCUUUCCUUGAUUUCCAAGUCGAAUGAUGGGACAUUCAUUCCACAGGUAUAUCACCUCCACAACCCAUCUCUCUUUCUUCUCCUUUCCUCAACCUUACAUCUGCUUGCCUUUCUCUUGCCACUCCAUAUACAGCAUGCCAAAUAUGUUUCAGAUACAAAAGAAGAA
This is a messenger RNA of Musa acuminata AAA Group (dessert banana), 1091 nucleotides long. Its product is annotated as transcription factor MYB83-like. The transcript has 2 exons. The coding region runs from base 38 to 952 and encodes 304 amino acids. Lineage: Eukaryota; Viridiplantae; Streptophyta; Magnoliopsida; Zingiberales; Musaceae. The record is from RefSeq and is a predicted model, not a curated record.